Molecule: messenger RNA, 1362 nt
Organism: [Candida] anglica
Lineage: Eukaryota; Fungi; Ascomycota; Pichiomycetes; Serinales; Debaryomycetaceae
Source: the annotation of a GenBank genome assembly
AUGACUCGUCAUGAGGUUUCUUCCAAAGAACCAGCGACUUCGGAACUUGUUGUUGUUCUGGAUAAUGAUGACGAAUUUCCUGAUGGAGGUUUAAGGGCCAACUUUGUUCUAGUGGGAUCCUUCCUUGGAUUAACCGCGAGCUUUGGUAUGCUCAACUCCGUAGGGGCUAUUCAAGCGUACCUUUCGCAAAAUCAAUUAAAAGGCGUCAAAUCUCUGACUGUUUCAUGGAUAUUUUCCAUAUUUUUUUGUCUUGCUUAUUCAUUUGGGAUAUUCGUUGGACCAUUUUUCGACGCUAGGGGACCCAAAAUCCCGCUUAUUGGUGGACUACUCCUUAUAUCGGGUGGUUUUAUGGCCGUAGCUUCGUGCGAUAAAGUCUGGCAGUUCAUUCUAGGGUUAUCAAUUUGUGUUGGUGUUGGAAAUGCAUUAUGUAUUACUCCAUUGAUUGGAGUCGUGAGCCAAUGGUUUUAUUUAAAACGUGGAAGAGCUACUGGAUUAGCUACCACUGGCGGUUCAGUUGGAGGAAUUGUUAUUCCUUUGAUGUUGAGAGGUUUAUAUCCCAAGGUAGGUUUUGCUUGGGCCAUAAGAAUCUUGGGAUUUUUCAGUUUCGGUUGUAUUAUUGUUUCAAUAGUUCUUGCUAAGGGCCGAUUUCUUUCAUCAUCAACUAGUGAGAGACAAGUAGAUGAUUUAGAACAUUUACCGCCAACAUCUACGAGAAAGAAAGUUACACAUUUUCUAACUGGGAGUGAUGUAAGAUAUUUUGAUUUUUCAAAUUUACUUGAUUGGAAGUAUUCAUUUUUAAUUGGAGGUGUAUUUCUUGAAGAAUUCGCACUUAUGUUAAUUGUUACUUAUUUUGCAACAUAUGCAAUAACUCAAGGUGUUUCAGAAUCAGAUUCAUAUCUUAUGCUUACUGUGUUCAAUGCAACAGGAAUUCCUGGUAGAUGGCUUCCAGGAUACUUUUCUGAUAUAAUUGGUCAUUUCAAUGUAAUGUUAUUGAUGCUUACAGGGGUAUGUUUGUCAAUAUUUAUAGUUUGGUUACCUUUUGGAGCCCAUCCUCAGGCGCUUUGGGCGUUUGCUGCUAUUUGUGGAUUUUUCUCAGCACUGAUUUUAUCGUUAACUCCAGUUUGUUUGGGUCUGAUUACUCCAGUAAAUAAGUUUGGGGAAAGAUUUGGUAUGAUGUAUUUCUUUGUAAGUAUUGGAAAUUUAUUUGGGUUUCCAAUGGCUGCUGCAAUAAUUGGUGAUGGAUCUAAGCAUAAUUAUGACAUGUUUGUGGUAUUUUGUGGCUUAUUAGCGGUUACAGGUAGUAUCAGUUGGGCAGCCAGUAGAUACUGUCUUGUUGGAUUCAAAUUGAAUGUAAAAAUAUAA